AUGCACAUCCUCAUCCUCGGCGGCUCAGGUCGAACCGGCAAACUCAUAAUCGAAACCGCCCUCUCCUCAAACCACACCAUCACAGCCCUGAUCCGCAACCCCUCCUCCCUCCCCCCAACCCCCGGCCUAACCCUCAUAACCGGGACACCCACCUCCACCCUUUCCAUCUCGCACGCUAUAACCUCCUCUCCCACGCUCCCCAACCUCGUAAUCGUAUCACUCGCCUCCGUCCGCAAGUCCGACUCUCCUUUCUCCGCACAAGUCAGCCCUCCUACAUUCAUGACGGAUGUACACCGCGUGUUACUUGAAGAGAUGAAGAAUUUUGGGAUUGGGAGGUUGAUAACGGUUAGUGCGUUUGGGGUGGGGGAUUCGAAUCCUAGUUUGUGGUGGCCGAUGAGGAUGGUGGUUAAUUGGAGUGGGAUGAGGGUGGGGUUUGGGGAUCAUGGCGGGGUGGAGGAGCUGGUUAGGAGGGCGGGGAGGGAGGAUGGGGUGAGGUGGACGUUGGUGAGGCCGUGUAUGCUGGCUGGGGGGGAGGAUGGUGGGGAGAAGGGAGUGGAGGUUAAGGUUCUUGGGGAGAGGGGGGAGGGUGGUGGGUGGAUGCCGAGUGUGAGGAGGAGGAGUGUGGCGGAGUGGGUGGUGGGUGUUGCGAUGGAUGAGGUGAAGGGGGAGGAGUGGAUUGGGAAGACGCCGGUGCUUGCUAAUUAGUUCGGGUGGACGAGGAUUGUUGGUGGCUUUUUCUAUAGAUGGAAAUGGAAGGAUGAAAAUUUUAGAAUGUAAUUAGAAUCAUACGCAUCACUGUUUUAGAUAUGAGGAUUGCAGGUGAAAAGGAAAAUAAGCGUGUUCCGGACCCCUGAUACUUCAGUGUUGACGAAGGGGAUGUGUCUUCGAAUUUCAGAGAUUGGCC
Molecule: messenger RNA, 904 nt
Organism: Cadophora gregata
Lineage: Eukaryota; Fungi; Ascomycota; Leotiomycetes; Helotiales; Ploettnerulaceae
Exons: 1
Coding region: 1-705 (234 amino acids)
Source: RefSeq, a predicted model, not a curated record